Rosa rugosa (rugosa rose) is the source of this 1937-nucleotide messenger RNA. RefSeq names its product uridine/cytidine kinase UKL1, chloroplastic-like. Gene Ontology annotation, cellular component: chloroplast; cytoplasm. Lineage: Eukaryota; Viridiplantae; Streptophyta; Magnoliopsida; Rosales; Rosaceae. Bases 289 to 879 code for a protein of 196 amino acids. The record is from RefSeq and is a predicted model, not a curated record. The transcript has 5 exons. Gene Ontology annotation, molecular function: ATP binding; kinase activity.
AUUGAGGUUGCUUUAUUCUCAGUAGUAAAACAGUUGGAAAGCAAUUCCAGGUUCUAAACUUCUAAUUCCCAUCCAUAGACAUCAACCAACUUACCCCUUUUUUUGAGAAACAACCAACUUACCCUUAUGGGUAGGAAUAAAUGACUAAAGGAAUUCUAGUAGGUAGCCCAGAAACCCGAAUAAAUCCUCAUUGAACAGCCAUCACCAACCUUUCGCAAUAGUGUUUUUUUUUAGAACUGAAUAUUUUAUUUACAGAAGUUAACCCUCAUAAGAAAUAUACCGGAGGAGAUGAUGAGCGCCGUCUACUACCGGAUGGAGAGAGCCUCCGGGCCCCACUUGUGGGGGCUCCGACUCAACGGCCUCUUAUCUUCUUCGCAUUCUUCGCCUUCAUCACCUUCGCCUCUUUCGCUUCGCUCUUCUGCCGCCGCCGCCGACCUACCCGACUCCAACGCCGCCAAGCAGCCCUUCGUCAUCGGUGUUUCUGGAGGUACGGCUUCCGGUAAGACCACUGUGUGCGACAUGAUCAUCCAGCAGCUUCACGAUCAACGCGUCGUUCUUGUCAAUCAGGAUUCAUUUUACCGUGGUUUGACACCUGAGGAGUCUGAACGAGUCCAUGAGUAUAAUUUUGAUCAUCCUGAUGCAUUUGACACCGAACAGAUGUUAGAAUGUGUUCAAAAGCUGAAGUGCGGGCAGUCUGUCCAUGUUCCAAUUUAUGAUUUUAAGAUACAUCGACGCUGUUCUGAUACUUUUCGGCAGGUGAAUACUUCUGAUGUCAUCAUCUUGGAGGGAAUUCUGGUUUUCCAUGACCAGCGCGUCCAUAAUUUGAUGAACAGGUUUGAUUUCCUCAGUCUAGUUUCUUCUGUCACUUUUCAUAAUUAGCUAUGUUUUUUGCACUUUUGCAUGGCAUCCUUAUUUAGGUUCUCACACGUACCAUGUGGUCUUGAUAUGUCAAAUUACAUGGUUUUAUAGAGUCUAGAAAGAUUUGCUUCUGCAAUCAAAUAUGAAAAGAAAAUAUAUAAAUAUAUUUAUGAAACCUGGAUAAGAAAAGGCAUGGAACUCCAGAGCUGACUUGUAAGUUCUCAUACUGCCUAUCGAUGUUAAGGUUGCUAAUUUGUAAACUACUGCCUAAUAGAAACCAUGGUGGCAUAGGCGCUUGGAUGGUUAAUGAUACUUUUUAUUCUUAGCCAAGCCAUAUAGAAUAUCUUCAUUGUUUUUUUUAUUUUUAUUUUUUUUCAAAUUUCAAAUAAUACUCUUAUCAGCUUGUAGGUUUUUACAAAAAAAAAUAUAUAUAUAAUAAUAAAAAAAAAAUUCCUUUUAUAAAAGUAGUACACAUUUUCUUUAGUAUCUCAUCUACCCUAACCUUUUAUUUUUAAAACUUCUGAAACGAAAAUAAAAAUAUGUGAAUGGCUAUGCCAAAAGCUAUAUGCACUACUCAAAAUCAGCCUAACCUUUUCAUUUCUCUUUUUUUAUUUUGAAAAAUAUAAAUAAGUAAAGAAUCUCUUUGUAUGUGUGCUCUCUGAAUGUGUGCUGUCUCCUUGUUUGCCCUUCAGAUGCUGAUGUCAGACUUGUAAGACCUUAUUGAACUAGACAUCAGCUUUUUCUGUUAAGUUGACAUUGUGAGGAGUUUUGGAGUUCAGUUUGUAACAUCAGUGAGUUAAAUAAAGUAGUAAUCGAAAAUGAUUUUAUUUAAUGCAAUCUGUUUUGAAUUUGAAAUUCAAAUUGUGUGAUCAUCCAUAUCAAUCUUUAUCAGACAAAUAAAGAGGUUAUUUGACAGUUUCUUGAUGGAAGAAACUGUCUCAACUGUUUUGCUGAUAUAAAGGGAUUGUCAGUCUGUAUUGAUCCCUGCAAGAACACCAUAACUCAUAUUCUUUUGUCCCAUCACAAAAUUGAGACUAAAGGUUGGAUCUUGGAGAAGAGCAAUGGACACAGGCACUUCA